AAUUGGAUUCUCCACUCUCCUUGCUUCGUCUCCACUCGUCCGGUUCUCCGUGUCAACAACUGCUGGUGACAUCCCCACGCAUUCCUCUCGUCGCUCAAGCAUGCCCCCGAAACCUGUCCCGACGCCUGCUACACUCGGGCCCGAUGCCGCGCAGUACGAGGAGGACGCGGUGCACGGUGUGUACGAGGCAAUCGCGCCGCACUUCUCGCGUACGCGGUACAAGCCAUGGCCAUUGAUCAACACCUUCCUCUCCUCACUCCCCGCCGGCUCAUUCGGGCUGGACACUGGCGCUGGCAAUGGGAAGUAUCUGCCGUCGAUCACAGCAGCAGGCUCGACCGCCAUUGCCCUCGACCGCUCGCAGGGUUUGCUGAACAUCGCGUCUGGCAUGGGCGGGGUAGGCUGCGUGCGCGCGGACAUUUGCGACGUGCCGUGGCGUGCGGGGCUGUUCGACUUUGCGAUCAGCGUGGCAGCCAUCCACCACCUUUCGACGCCGGAGCGGCGCGAAAAUGCUGUGCGAGCACUGUUGCGCUCGUUAGGCGAGAACGCGCGGUUCUUCAUCUACGUCUGGGCGUGGGAGCAGGGUCCGGAGAGUAAGCGCAAAAUGGGGAGUCGCGCAGGCGGGGAUGUCGUGCAGGAUGUUCUGGUGCCGUGGGUUGUUAAGCCUGGGCCGGGGAAGCAGGGAGCGGGGAAGGGGAAGAAGGGGAGGCGGAAGGGCGGAGAAAGAGGAGAUCGAGGAGAGGGCGGACAGCGAGAAGAGGGUGGAGACGGCGGAAAGACGGAAGAGGACGGAGCGGGUGAAGAGGAUGAAGAAGCGGACAAGGUGUACCACCGGUACUACCACCUGUUUGUCGAGGGCGAGCUGCGAGCGCUCGUCGAAGCUGCCGCUCGGAGCGAGGGGUUCGCCUUGGAUGGACAAGGGAGAUACCUCGGCGUCGUGAGGGAGGGGUGGGAGGCGGACAACUGGUGGAUCGAGGGUGAGGUUGGGCGGCGGUAGAACAUCAAUAGCAUUCAUCAUCAAGCAUCUCAAGACAGUAGUUCGCCAGCAUAUAUUGUGUUGCAGUCUUCCGUCAGCGCUGCAGCGCUGGCUGUUUGGUCCGCGGAGUACCUCCGACCUCCGCCGACCUCCACCUCUCCUCUCCUCUCCUCCUUCCGAUGACUUUUCCACCUCACCACUCACCAUGUUCCGCAUCGCGCACGCCGGCCCCUCGCGCCUUGCGCAAGCCGGCCCCUUGCGCCUUGUGCACGCUUCUCUCGCCCGCGCAGUAUCCUCGUCCGCGCCGCUCGCGUCCGGCCACUCGCGCUGGUCCAAGAUCCGGCACCGCAAGGGCGCCGCCGACGCGGCGAGGUCAAAAGCAUGGGGCGGAUUCAUGACUGUGCGUGCGCGAAGCAACAACCGCUGACGAAAGGCGGUCCACGUUGCGCUGCGUAAGGGAACGGAC
Molecule: messenger RNA, 1439 nt
Organism: Cutaneotrichosporon oleaginosum
Lineage: Eukaryota; Fungi; Basidiomycota; Tremellomycetes; Trichosporonales; Trichosporonaceae
Biological process (GO): tRNA methylation; tRNA wobble uridine modification
Cellular component (GO): cytoplasm; nucleus
Molecular function (GO): tRNA binding; S-adenosylmethionine-dependent methyltransferase activity; tRNA (5-carboxymethyluridine(34)-5-O)-methyltransferase activity
Source: RefSeq, a predicted model, not a curated record